Molecule: messenger RNA, 923 nt
Organism: Amyelois transitella
Lineage: Eukaryota; Metazoa; Arthropoda; Insecta; Lepidoptera; Pyralidae
Gene: Ip259
Product: ribosome biogenesis protein NSA2 homolog
Exons: 2
Coding region: 115-894 (259 amino acids)
Biological process (GO): maturation of LSU-rRNA; maturation of 5.8S rRNA
Cellular component (GO): preribosome, large subunit precursor; nucleolus
Source: RefSeq, a predicted model, not a curated record
AAAUGGCAAGGGUUGGCAACACUGAAAAGAUAAUGUCAUAUUCAUGUUUCCAUUCGACGUUUCCCUUUUCCGUGUGGCAUGGUGUCGGACUAAGUUGCCGAAUAAGCAACCACAAUGCCGCAGAACGAAUAUAUUGAGCGCCAUCAAAAGCUUUACGGUCGUCGACUCGACUAUGAGGAGCGAAAACGCAAGCGGGAGGCCCGCGAGCCCCACAAACGUGCCGAGAAGGCCCGCAAAUUACGCGGCAUCAAAGCCAAACUCUUCAACAAAGAGCGGCGCAAUGAAAAGAUUCAAAUGAAAAAGAAGAUCAAAGCGCACGAAGAGAGAAAUGUGAAGGAAAACACAGAAAAGGUUUCCAAAGGAGCGCUGCCCGUGUACCUCUUGGACAGAGAUGUACAGUCACGAGCUAAAGUGCUUUCGAACAUGAUCAAACAAAAACGCAAAGAGAAAGCUGGUAAAUGGGAUGUUCCAAUACCAAAAGUGAGAGCACAAGCUGAUGCGGAAGUUUUCAAAGUGUUGAAGUCUGGUAAAUCUAAGAGGAAAGCGUGGAAGCGUAUGGUAACCAAAGUGACAUUUGUCGGUGAGAACUUCACCCGGAAGCCUCCAAAGUUUGAGAGGUUCAUCAGGCCGAUGGCUUUGAGGUUCAAGAAGGCUCAUGUUACACAUCCGGAAUUGAAGGCUACGUUUUGUUUACCGAUCAUUGGAGUGAAGAAGAACCCCAGCUCGCAGAUGUACACCAGCCUCGGUGUCAUCACCAAGGGUACGGUGAUUGAGGUGAACAUCUCAGAGCUUGGACUGGUGACGCAGGCCGGCAAGGUUGUCUGGGGAAAGUACGCACAGGUCACGAACAAUCCAGAGAAUGAUGGUUGCAUUAAUGCUGUACUGUUAGUUUGAGUUGGACUAAUAAAUUAUAAAAAAUCAAA